UCAUUUGUGUAACAGUCUUCGUCGCUAUUCAAAGCUCAGGAAGUGUGACCUGUUGUAAGGAGGGACGUCAAUUGAAUCCAAAAGUGUUACAGGUUUAGCGUCGAAGAUAAAACUGCUUUGCAACAUGUAUUCAAGAACGUUUUGGAUCUUCUCUUUUCUUGUCGUUGUCUCAGCUGAAAAAUUCUCUUCAUUUAACAAGACUAGAGACACAGAUCUACGCUUGCUGUGCACCGUUUGUGUUGAACGAAAGAACGUUACAAUGAAAGAAAUACGAAGCGACUUUGUAAGCGAAGAAGAUGAAAAAUUAAUCAAAUUGUGCGAUGAUGCUUGUAGACAAAUUGCAACGCACCAACAGCUUUCAGAGAACAAUUGCUACCAAAUUUUAAGAAAUCAUUGCUUUGAAACUAGAAAUAUGACUGGAUCUAGCAAAGCUAUCUCUUUUGUAUAUGUUGGAAUCGUGGUUGCCAGUGUGUUUGGAGCAAUUGCGCUGUUUGCGUUGCUAGCAAAAUGGUGCCCGUCUUGCUUUUUGUCAAAUAGCCCUUCCCAUACGAAUGUCGAGAUAGCGGAACCUGAUGAAGACGUCGAUGACGAAUGUGAAGACGAGGUCGCGAAAAUAUAUAGCCGGCCUUGCGCACCUUGUGAUACUUGUACAGUGCCAGUGGAUGGAAUCAUUUCAGGGCUUCGUCAUAUGAUAGCCACAGCAGCACCAAGAAGAAUAUAUUCAGAGCACCGUAUUUUAUCAGGCACAGUACAAGAAGGAAGAAUAAAUUUAGGGUCAAAUUAUGUUUAUGAUCGACCCCCUCCUACUCAACCAUCUAAUGACCGACCUCCUCCUUCUCAACCAUCUUCAACUGGAGUUACAAUUUGUUUGAGUUGUGGUGAUAUCCAUUAACUGUGUAAAUGCAAAUUCGUUAUUAAACAAGAAAAAUCCAAACAUUAGGAAUUUCACAGUCGUUUUAGUUAGUGCGCACGUUCAUUUAAUACAGCCAGUUUUACUAAAGCGUUGGCCAAUAUGCAUUUUUUGUUGACAAACCACUAUGUUAGCUUAGCGGCUUUUAUUUAAUUGAUUAUAAACAUUCGACCUUCUCUACUAAUUUGAAAGAAAAGCUAUAAACUGGCGGGAACUGCGAUAGUCAUCUACCGGAAAUGCUGCUCUAUCAUCUUAAAAUUACAGUAGACAUUGGAGUAUCUACUUUAAAACAUUCCUGGCUAUUAAAUAUAAAUGUUGAAUAUAUAUAAGACCUACUCUUAAAAUUCGUUUCUGUGUCCAACUACAGAUCACCAUAGGAAAAUUCGUGCAAUUGAUCAACGGCGAAGAACAUGCCUCAUGAAGAUUUAUCGUCUCAUCCAUUUUUACUGUACCUAAGGAUUGUGUGUACACUUGACAACCGAGAAACACCUUCAGGUGUUGACUGCCACCAACAGUCAACUAUUCACACGUCCCAUACUACAGUAUGAUUGAUCCUUUACUACACUGUACUGUAUCUACUGUAACAGUGUUGAUAGUCAAUGUUUGCCGAUAUCAAUUUAUAAGUCGACAAAUAUACCAUAGCGCUGUCGUUAGAACGGAACUGAGUGCACACUUGUAUUGUACAUUUCAAUAUUUUUGAUCAUGGUUGGGCGAAGCGACAGCUAUCUAGCAGGCUUAGAAACGUAAUGUAAAUUACUAGGAAGUUUGCAUGUUUCUUAUU
Corticium candelabrum is the source of this 1691-nucleotide messenger RNA. RefSeq lists its product as uncharacterized. The record is from RefSeq and is a predicted model, not a curated record. The transcript is spliced from 10 exons. Bases 125 to 892 code for a protein of 255 amino acids. NCBI's taxonomy places the organism in Eukaryota, Metazoa, Porifera, Homoscleromorpha, Homosclerophorida, Plakinidae.